AUGGUUGCGCCAGCUGUCCCAGAGCUUACGGAAGAGCUCCUCAACGAGUCCAUUGAAGCUAGAACAGAGACACUAGCUGCCUUGCGCGAAUUAGGUCCCCCAGACUUGGUACAAUUGAUCAAGCAAGCUCCGAGGAAUCCUGGAAAACAGAUUGGUGUUUAUCACCAUGUCACCGGUGUCGACGCGUCCUCCUCUGCUAGUUUGGCGGCCUAUAUCAAUACUCUUACAUACAAGGAGACCAAUCAAUCCACCACGAAGAUAGUAGAGGGCGUUUAUUGUUGCUACAAUGCCUUUUCUAGACUGGAUAUGCGAAUCCACGUAAGAAUCCCUGGGGGUGUAGACAGCUUUUGCAUCGAUGAGCGAGGAGACAAACGACAUGCCUCGGACGAAUUGUGGCUUGAAACCUAUCUCUGCAGCGUUCUGCGGGCGUACUCUUAUGCAGACGAUGGCAGUGGAGAUACAAUUAGGAAAAUAAUGGGGGUCCGCAGAUUCAACCCAGUUACAACGACAGAAACCGAACAUCGUUUUUUGCAGGCAGCAGAGCAGUUGUUUUUCCGAGGCUGGCAGCUUGGAUCCGAUUCCGUCGUUCAGGUCCCGAAUAAUGUUUCUAACCAUCUUACUGCUGGGCUUCUGAAAUACUUCCACACCACCGGGCGAUUUGCUUCAGGAAUCAACUUAUUCGAAAAGCUACGAUCGAAAAACGUGGAAGUAUCUUCUUUGCUCGCGAAAGUUCUAUUAAUGGGUAACGAGGAAGUGCAAGCGGUCCGAGUCCUCCAUGAUUCGAUAAAACAAUCUCCGAUGGACUACGUGAUGCUAGACACACAAGCGGAAUUUUUAAAGAAGAAGGCGCUGAACCCGAAUACACCCGAGCUUAAGCAAGAGCGAUUGAAGAUGGCUCUUGGUUGUGCGGACCGGAGUACUGUUGCUGCGCCAAGUGAGUUUGGUACAUGGGCAAGACUUGCUGAAGUCUAUGUCUCCAUGGAAGACUGGGAAAAUGCAUUGACAACCCUCAAUUCGUGCCCUAUGUUCACAUACCAGGAUAAGGAUGCCCCAAUGAUGCCGGAACCGAAGGAAAUUUUCCUCCCAACAUUACCAGAAACUCGCCUGGACGAAAUUGAUAGCGAACCAGAGUCAAAAUACGGUGAACAAAUCCAUCCUAGUCUGUUGAGUUUACGAGCUGCACAAUACCGAGGAACGUUUAAGCAAGCAUACAGUAUUUUGACAGAAAUGACGGCGAAAAUCGGUUGGGAUCAACUACUCAAGAUUAGAAGUAAUGUAUUCGUGAUGGAAGAAGAGUACCGCAGUGAGAGCAAACCAGCUCCUGGCCCACAAGGUGAUGCCGAAAAAAGAAGCGCAAGCACCGAUGUACUGAGAGGAAGUCCAGGUCCUCCUAUAAACGGCGAUGAUCACACUGAUGACGGGAAGAGCGCCACUGGAGAGUCUACGGCGCCGACCCUCGUAGCAGAAAAUGGUGUAACGGACUCAGGGGCUGAGGAAUCGGUCGAGAAACCAUCACACACAGUCACGCCAGAGGAGGUGAAGGGUGGUAAUGAAGAUGCGGAGGCGACGGAAGAGCAACUCUCACGAUUCAACAACAAGCGAUUAUGCGAGCGUUGGCUCGACAGCCUCUUCAUGGUCCUUUACGAAGAUCUCCGUAUUUACACAAUAUGGCGAACUGAGAUGGCCCAAUACCGAGCACAGUCAUUACACUACAAGAAAUCCGCUGAGGAGUGGGAAAUUCUUGGUUCUUUAGCAGAGCGACUCCAUCAUCAAGCAGAAGCCGUAGAGGCUUUCCGCGCAUGCUUGUCUAUUCGGUUUUCACCCAAAGCACUGUCAGGCAUCUUAGCAGAUUUUGAGAAAGACAAGAAUACGCGCGAGACGGUAGCAUCUGUCAUCAGACUUGUCACUUGGCAGUACAGAUGGUACUCUGAGUUCUCUCCGGAAUUACUCUUGACUAUUCGAACUCUUAUUGAGGAUGAGGGCGCCGUCAAGGUCAGAAGUAUCAUUCAGGCUACCAGUCUGCCGCAAAAUGUUCUUGACUUGACACACCAUUACGCGGCGCUCUGUGCGGCAUUCAGGAGUAGUGGUACCGAAGGAUAG
Messenger RNA from Glarea lozoyensis ATCC 20868, 2100 nucleotides. RefSeq names its product TPR-like protein. Bases 1 to 2100 code for a protein of 699 amino acids. Gene Ontology annotation, molecular function: protein binding. Lineage: Eukaryota; Fungi; Ascomycota; Leotiomycetes; Helotiales; Helotiaceae. The record is from RefSeq and is a predicted model, not a curated record. The transcript is spliced from 6 exons. Gene Ontology annotation, biological process: Golgi to plasma membrane transport. Gene Ontology annotation, cellular component: exomer complex.